GAGUGUGCAUGCGUGUGUGUGCGAAUGCGCGUGUCAGUGCAUGUGUGUGCGUGCGUGCCCGUUAGUGCCUUCACUGGUAUCCCAUCCAGGGUGUGUACCCAGUUUUGUGCCCAGUAUUCCCCAGUAUAGGCAGCAGCCAACACUCCUGCCACCUUGACCAGAAGGUGAAUGGAUGGAUUAUUAAAUCGUAGAGGGCGAAAAUUCAGUGCUCUCUGCACGAAACUUCACACCGACGUGUGUUAUGAAACUGCAGUUGAUUUCACCUGAGCCGCAGUGUAACUGACUAAGGCUACAAAUGCAACUUACAGCUAUUCCUUGCUCACGGCACAUGGCCAGGUUUGGCCCGCUUAUGCCACGCUACUAUUUUAAGACAGCGCAUACGUUGGGGACCACGCGUAGUGAAUCGGGGCCCUUUCAUCCAUGCCUUAACUCUGCUGAGAAAAAAAAACAUCACAGCUCAUGCACAAGCAGGCUGUCGACUUAACUGUUACUUACUUUUGUAUGCCUUGGUCAAAACAUUUGUGAGCUGCAAACUUGCGCGCGAGUUAAUCCCUUCAUGUAGAAUUAAUUUUAGAUGAAUCACGAUGAACCCUGGAUUUACCCAGGAGAAAAAAAGAAAUUUAAACUCUUAACGAUACAAAAAUGGCAUGAUUCAUUUCAAUGGUUCUCACUUUAUUUUUUUUUAUUUUGUUCCAACAGCAACUAAAUAAAACUCUUGCAUAAAACGCAUAGAAUAAAAUGCAUAUAGUAGCCCAUAUAAUAUUAGUCAACUGCAGUAUUAGCGGACAUGAUAUAAAAAUGUCCAUCCACGAACGUUAAUGCAGUUCAGAUAAAAAGGGAAGUUAAAAUACUCAAAAAAGCUCAAGGAAGUAACAGGAAGGGGCUUAAAUGAGGAAGUCCCGUCAUAGUUCCACAUUGCACAUGCAAAACAAAUUAAAUUAUAUGAUAUAAGUUGACGCAUACAGCUGAUCACUGCAUUUCUCUCGAGAUCAAAGUUUUGGAUUGCUGUUUGCUUGAGUUAGGUGGUUUGCGUCUCAGCAUUGCUGUCCAUUUACAGCGGCGUUUGGGCCAUCCAAGAAGAGCUUGACCACAACACAUCCUGUUCAGCCCUCCAGCCGUUGUGAAAAUGCUACGUGCUGUGUGGGACCUUCGGCUAAAAUAGAAACGCUUCUACACAUCCUUACAAGGUAUUCAGGGAGAGAUUUGGCAUUUGUUUCAUCCAGGUUAAAGGGCAGGGCCAUGGUCGACAGGGUGACCACGCUACCGUAUUUCUACGGUAACAUCACGCGGGAGGAGGCGGAGCAGUACCUGAUGCAGGGCGGCACGACAGAUGGGCUGUACCUACUGCGCCAGAGCAGGAGCUACCUGGGUGGCUAUGCCCUCUCCGUGUCCUACGGCCGGCAGUUUUACCACUACACCAUCGAGCGGGAGCUCAGCGACAUGUUCGCCAUCUCCGGGGGUCGGUCGCACCGCACUCCCAUCGACCUCAUCGACUAUCACUCGCAGGAGACGGACGGCCUGGUGUGUCUGCUGAAGAAGCCCCAAAGCCGGCCAAGGGGCAUGGAGCCCAAGGUGGGGCUCUUCGAGGACCUGAAGGAGCAGCUGAUCCGGGAGUACGUCAAGCAGAUGUGGAACCUGCAGGGUAACGCCUUAGAGCAGGCCAUCAUCAGCCAGAGACCACAGCUGGAGAAGCUCAUCGCCACCACGGCCCAUGAGAAGAUGCCUUGGUUCCACGGAAGCAUCUCCAGGGAGGACUCCGAGAUGCUCCUGCACAGGGGAAACCGCGUCAACGGCAGAUACCUAAUUCGACAACGAGACAACAGAGGUUCCUAUGCACUCUGUCUGUUGCACAAUGGCCAGGUCAUGCACUAUCGCAUUGACAAGGACAAGGCUGGCAAACUUUCAAUUCCUGAUGGGAAAAAAUUUGAUACACUCUGGCAGCUGGUGGAGCAUUACUCCUACAAACCAGAUGGGCUGCUUCGGGUCCUCAGUGAGCCCUGUGCACGGGCCAACGGCGAAGCAGGCUGCCCUCCUAUUCCCCAGAAACACCCAUUGAAAGGUGCCACAGGUGGGAUUCUCUCCAGAAUCAAAUCCUACUCCUUCCCAAAACCUGGCAGCAAAAAGACGGUUAAACUUCCUGGCUCCAUGACCACUGAUAACCUCAACACGUACGUGCAGAAAACAGCAGUCACAGACGCCAUGCCGAUGGACACCGAGGUGUACGAGAGUCCCUAUGCGGACCCUGAUGAGUUGAGGACGUCGACCAUCAGCCGCUCGCAGCUGACCUUAGAGGAUGGGGAGCUGGGUUCAGGGAACUUCGGCACGGUCAUGAGGGGCACCUACAAAAUGCAAAAGUCAGAGAAGACGGUGGCGGUGAAGAUCCUGAAGAACGAUGAGAACAACCUCUCCGUGCGGGAGGAGAUGCUGCAGGAGGCCAGCGUCAUGCAGCAGCUAGACAAUCCCUACAUCGUCCGCAUGAUCGGCAUCUGCGAGGCAGAGAACCUGAUGUUGGUCAUGGAGUUGGCUAGCCUUGGUCCCCUCAACAAGUUCUUGCCCAAAAACAGGCAUCUCAGCGUGAAGAACAUCACAGAGCUGGUACACCAGGUCUCCAUGGGCAUGAAGUACCUGGAGGAGCAUAACUUCGUUCACAGGGACCUCGCAGCCAGGAACGUGCUGUUAGUCACCCAGCACUACGCUAAGAUCAGCGACUUUGGGCUGUCAAAAGCUCUGGCAGAUGAGAACAAUUAUUACAAGGCAAAAACCCACGGGAAGUGGCCGGUCAAAUGGUACGCUCCAGAGUGCAUGAACUAUUUUAAGUUUUCUUGCAAGAGUGAUGUGUGGAGCUUCGGAGUCCUGAUGUGGGAGACCUACUCCUAUGGCCAAAAACCAUACAAGGGCAUGAAAGGCAACGAGGUGCUGCAGAUGAUCGAGAGUGGGGAGCGUAUGGCGGCCCCAGCCAACUGCCCCCCAGAGGUGUACGAGCUCAUGAAGACAUGCUGGACAUACAAACCAGAUGAGAGGCCUGGAUUUAAUGUCGUCGAACCAAGACUAAGAAAUUACUACUAUGAGAUUUCACAAAUCUAAUGUGGUUUUGGGCACUGGUUGUCCCAUGAGGGUACUUUAGCGCUAUAUAAUGGAAUGAAUGAAAUUAUACAGAAUCAUAGGUCUGCGUAUGUAUCUUUUUACAAUUGCUAGAUUUCAUGAAGGUUUUUGUACAGAUAUCGGACAUCUCUGAUUGCAGCACAAGUAAUAUUUGGAAACCGUACACUUUACUUUACAAAUCUGACAUAUGAAGGUUUCUUCAAAAAUUUUGGCCUUUAUGUCCUCAUUCCAGCAUGAUAAAAAAGAGGAACCAUUAGCAGAAUUCAUGGUUUAAUUCUAUUAUCCCUUUUUUUCUAUAAAUGUUCCUCAAUAUUUUGAUGCUUUUAUUUUUAACAGCAGAAAACUAGCUAGUCUGAAUUAUAUUUUUACUAGGUUCUGUUAAUACUAAAUGUAUAGAUAUUAAUUUGCAUAUAUUUGUUUUGGGAUUUACCGGUAUUUUACAAGCUCCAAAAUAUACUCAAAUUCAGUUGCAUAUUGAUUACGGUGACUGACAUGCCACAAUAGGAGACAGCACAAGGGACAAGCUGGGGCCAGACCCAGACAGGACACCUGUCCAUCACAAGUGAAAUACAAACACCCACACAAAUCUCACAGUGCUUUUUCCCAAUGUAUUUCACAUUCAAAUCAAUUGCCUUGGUUUUUCUAUCAAAUCCAUUUAGUUGUUUUAGCAUUUAAUUAUAAACAUUUUUUUUUACAUUUUUUUAUUUUCCACAUAUGCUAAACAACUGCAUAUCCCAUACCAAUAAAAAAAGAUUUUCCGAACCAAAGUCAAAAGCAAUGAAAAAAUUGUGUACUCGUACUUUCGAACAAUAAAAUGUUCUUAUAGAGUGUAUUAAAUCUUUUCCAUUGAUAUCAGAUCAUGAUAAUGGUGUGAACUGAUAAUACAUAUCUUGUGCUUACUGUACGGUAAUAAAUUAUUUUUAAACAGUU
Messenger RNA from Paramormyrops kingsleyae, 4032 nucleotides. RefSeq names its product spleen tyrosine kinase (gene syk). Gene Ontology annotation, cellular component: cytoplasm. Gene Ontology annotation, biological process: intracellular signal transduction; protein phosphorylation. NCBI's taxonomy places the organism in Eukaryota, Metazoa, Chordata, Actinopteri, Osteoglossiformes, Mormyridae. The record is from RefSeq and is a predicted model, not a curated record. Gene Ontology annotation, molecular function: non-membrane spanning protein tyrosine kinase activity; ATP binding.